Hypanus sabinus (Atlantic stingray) is the source of this 10282-nucleotide messenger RNA. RefSeq names its product solute carrier family 35 member C2 (gene slc35h1). Gene Ontology annotation, biological process: UDP-glucose transmembrane transport. Gene Ontology annotation, molecular function: antiporter activity. The record is from RefSeq and is a predicted model, not a curated record. The coding region runs from base 142 to 1233 and encodes 363 amino acids. The transcript is spliced from 9 exons. Gene Ontology annotation, cellular component: cis-Golgi network; endoplasmic reticulum-Golgi intermediate compartment; Golgi apparatus. NCBI's taxonomy places the organism in Eukaryota, Metazoa, Chordata, Chondrichthyes, Myliobatiformes, Dasyatidae.
CGUUACACGGCGUCGCUUGCGUCAGUCCUCACCAGCUGGGUGAUGGAGGUGUUCGGGCAGUUGUUUUCCGCGAUAUCCCCAGCAGCUUGAUGCUGCUGAGUCCAGAAUAGGCUUAUAACGAGUAGCAGCAGCCACAAGAUCAUGGGUAAUUUUUGUUUGUGCCUGUCCUUCCUGAGGAAAGCCUUGCUGACUGUUUUCCUGGUACUUUUUUAUUACUGUUUCUCCAUUGGUAUUACCUUCUACAACAAGUGGGUGAUGAGGUGGUUCCAUUAUCCUCUGUUCAUGACGUUAGUUCACCUAGCAAUGAUCUUUAUAUUUUCUGCGAUAAGCCGAACACUCACUUCAUGGUAUACUGGCAAGCCACGCAUUUGUCUGUCAUGGGAACUAUAUCUGAAGAGGGUUGCUGCCACAGCCCUGACAACUGCAUUAGACAUUGGACUGUCUAAUUGGAGCUUCAUGUUUAUCACAGUCUCACUGUAUACAAUGACAAAAUCAACUGCUGUCUUAUUUAUUUUAUUCUUUGCAGUCAUGUUCAAGCUAGAGGAAUUGAGAUCAUGGCUCUUAGUAGUUGUCUUGUUAAUAGCUGGAGGUCUCUUCAUGUUUACAUACAAGUCAACCCAGUUUAACGUAAAAGGAUUUAUUCUUGUAUUGAUUGCAUCCUUCCUCGGUGGGAUACGAUGGACACUGACACAGAUUCUCACCCAGAAGGCAGAUCUCGGUCUACAGAAUCCAAUUGACACCAUGUACCAUCUCCAGCCUCUGAUGUUUAUAAGUCUUUUCCCAUUGUUUGUGGCCAGUGAAGGACUCAGCCUGUCUGCUUCAGAGAAACUAUUUCGCUACCAUGAGACCUCUACUUUAUUACAUACGUUACAUAUUUUGGCUGGAGGAGGAUUUCUAGCAUUUGGACUCUGCUUUUCUGAAUUCCUUUUGGUUUCUAAAACAUCCAGCUUGACCCUAUCCAUCGCAGGUAUUUUUAAGGAAGUUUGCAUACUGGUCCUUGCCAGCCAUCUGAUGGGUGACCAGCUGACUGUUUUAAACUGGUUGGGAUUUGUAAUGUGCCUGUCUGGAAUCUCACUGCAUGUAGCACUUAAGGCCAUCUAUUCAGAAGAUUCAUCAAAUGACAAAAAGAUUGAUAAACUCCAUGAUAUGGCUUUGACUGACAUUGAUACGGAGUUACUCCUAAGAAAUGGACAGGCAAAUGAGAGUGAAGAAGAGGAUGUCCAAAAUCAUUGAUGGCAACAUUGUCAACCAUCCCAGGGUUCUGCCUCUCAUGUACAUUUGCUGUGCAAGGAUCUACCCCUAAAAGCUUUAAACUUGGUCUUUGUGGUCCAGUCAAUGUUUGGAACUAGUUAAAUGGGCAAAAUUUGCACUGUGAAUGGACAUCCCUCUGACCAAGGUAACAGUGAAAAUAUCGAAUACAUUUUACUGUUGUUACAGUUUUCCAUCAUUUUCAACUGUGCUGAAGCUCACCUAGUGUUCAAUUAGGAAUUUGGAUCGUUAUGUUUGGGGCUUCGGAGACAAUAUUUUCAGCUGUGAAAGUAUUGUGAAUUAAGAUAUAUGGUCGAUGGAUAUAGCAACUUGUGGAAGAUGUGCUGCACUGAGAGCAAUUCCUCUUUUUCAGUUUUAUUAUUGAAUCUUUUCUUGACAUCAUGUGAGUGUAAACAACUAAUAACUGCCUUAGUUGAAUUGACCCUUCAUUUGAAUUUACUACCUUUUCUCAAAAAUGCACUAUUUCACAUGGAGACAAUGAAAUGUGGACUCGUAAACAUAAUAAAACCGAAAGAAAAAUACCCCUUACAGGACUUGAAACUCAGUCUGGUAUGAUUAGAAACAAAUGAAGUAAGUCAUUCACAGACAAUUAGAGUUGAUGUUUUAGGGUAUAAUUGAUGGUUACCUUGUACAAUGUGCAAUACUUUAAAGAUCAUUUUCCUUUUUUUGCUCCACAGUGAAGUCUUAUGUAUUUUAUGUCUGACACGUGGAAAUGAUGUCUGGAGGUCACUCUGGUAAAGCACCUCAAAUAUAUGACCCAUUUUUCCUGGGAAAAAAUCAAUUCAUUUGGGGAAAAAGCAGUGACCUAGAGUCUUAAGAAUCUUAAUUAAUCUCCGCCAUGUAUUAGCCUUCCCUAACCAGUGAAGCAGGUAUACGGUACAAGGUACCUGGACUACUUUUGAAGAUCUUUUACAUCUUCUCAUUCUCUUGCAUUUAUUUCUCUCUAUUACUAGUUUCUUCAAUAACUAGUUUAAUUUUUUUUUCCUUCUGCUUCUGAAAAGCAACAAAGCCAAUUAUCAUCCUUGCCCUGCUAUGUGAAUCAGACCUUUAUGUGUCUGCCUUAAUUAUAAGAAUCCUCUACCAUAGUUAUAAAAAUUCUCUGCUAUAAAUAAUACCAGCAGAGCAGCAGACUUUAAUUUGUUGUUCACAAAACUAUGUUGUAUUCCAUGGAAUUGUUCUUCAUUAAUAACCACUGCCCAACCCCACUAAUGCCUCCAUCUUUUUUGUCGUACGCGUACUGGGCAUUAUCUGCCAAUUGGAUAAUUGUGUGUUUUUAUGCACUAGAGCCUAUAUUUUAUUUUUAUUUUUUUCCGGCAGUCACUUACUCUUGUUCCUCUGCUUUACCCUUUCAGUUUAACAGAGUUUGCUACCCUCUGCAAUGUAUAUAGCUUCAUGUGUUUUUCCUUGUGCAUGUGGCAGAGUGCAACAGCCCCUUGCAUUAUACAAGUAUCUACCUUUGUAAAUGAUAUAUCAUUAGCUUCACUUCUUAUAUGCUGUCAUUUUUUAUCUACUCUGGACAAAACUAAUUGGGACUAUUUUUCACUUUCUAAUUAGAUCUCCAGAUUCAAAUCCACUUUGUCUCUAGCAAGUUCCUCUGUAGAACAAAUUGAUUAAUUUCUUUCAUCACAUUUUAUGGUUGUCUUCUCAAAUUAAAGAAAUCUGUCACUUACGCAAACAUUUUUGUAUCUUCAAACUUGUGUUUGAUUAUUCACCUUUUUUCUCUUCUAAUCACUCAGUAUACACUGCACAAGUUUAAUUUAUUUUAAUCUGCAGAAUUUGAGCUAAUGCAGCUUACAGACUGACAUUAAUCAGUCUCAGUCCCAGGGAGCCAACAGUUUAGAUCAUAAGACAUAUUGUAGGAGCAGAAUUAGGCCACUCAGCCCAUCUAGUCUGCUCUGCCAUUCUAUCAUAGCAGAUUUAUAAUGCUUCUCAACCCCAUUCUCCAGCCUUCUCCCCAUAACCUUUGGCACCCUGACUAAGAACCUGUCAAACCUCCGCUUUAAAUGUACUCAAUGAGUUGGCCUCCACAUCUGUCUGUGGCGAUGAAUUCCACAGAUUCACUGCCCUCUGGCUAAAGGUUCUGUUCUGAAUGGACAUCCCUCUAAUCUGAUCCCUCCGGUCCUGGACUUGCAUAUUAUAGGGAACAUCCUCUCCAAAUCCACUCCAUCUGGGCCUUUCAAUAUUCAAUAGUUUUCUCUUCCUCCUGCACCCCCCCCCCCAAUUCUUUUAAACUCCAGUAAGUACACACCCAGAGUCAUCAAACACUCCUUGCAUGUUAACCAUUUCAUUCUAGGAAUCAUUCUUGUGAACCUCCUCUGGACCCUGUCCAAAAUAUCUCUUCUUGGAUAAAGGGCCCAAAACUUCUUCCAAUACUCCAAAGUGCAAUAUGACAAAUGCCUUUUAGAGCUUCAGCAACACAUCCUUGCUUUUGUAUUCCAGUCCUUUCAAAAUGAAAACUAAAAUUGUAUUUGCCUUCCUUACCACUGUCUCCGACUCAAUCUGCAAGUUAACCUUUAGGGAAUCCUGCAAAAAGACUCCCAAGUCCCUUUGUACCUUUGAAUUUUAUCCCUGUUCGGAAAAUAAUCUAUGCCUUUACUGCUUGUACCAGAGUGCAUGACUAUGCACAUGCCUACAUUCUACUCCAUUUGUCACUUCUCACAAUCUCUCCGUGUCCUGCAGACUUCCUACUUCCUCCGCACCACCUGCCCUUCCACCUAUCUUGGUAUCUUCUGUAAACCUGGCCACAAAGCCAUCAAUUCCAUGAGAAGCAAUCCCAAUCCUGAUCCCCGUGGAGCAUUGCUAGCCACCGGCUGCCAACCAGAAUAGGCCCCCUUCAUUCUGACUCUUCGCCUCUUGCCAGCCUGCCAAUCUUCUGUCCAAGCUAGUAUCCUUCCUGUUAUACCAUGGGCUCUUAAUUUGUUAAGAAGUGGAGUGACGUUUGCAUUUUCCCAGUCAUUCUGAACCAUUCCAGAACAUAGUGAUUCUUGAAAGAUCAUUACUAAUACCUUCACAAUCUCUUCAGCUACCUCCUUCAGAACCCUGGAGUGUAGUCUAUCUGGUUCAGGUAACUUAUCCACCUUCAAACAUUUUAGUUCCCAAGCAGCUUCUCCUUAGUAAUAGCAACUACAUUCACUGUGCCCCCUGACACGCUAGAAUUUCUGGCAUACUACUGCCAGUGUCUUCCACAGUGAAGACUGAUGCAAAAUACUUAUUAUUUCUUCAUCCCCCAUUUCUUCAUCUCCAAAUUAUUUUCCAGAAGUCCAAUAUCCACUUUCACAUAUUUUACUCAUUGUAUAGUAUUUCUGGGGGGGGGGAAAAAACUUUUGAUAUCCUCUAAUAUAGAUCAUAGAAAAGUACAGCAUAGAAACAGGCUCAUUGGCCCAUCUAGUCCGUGCCAAGCCUUUUAAAUUGCCUACUCCCAUUGACCUGCACUGAGACCAUAACCCUUCAUACCCCUAUCUUCCAUGUACCUAUCCAGACUUCUCUUGAAUGUUGAAAUUGAGCUUGUGUGCUUCAUUUGUGCUGACAGCUCAUUCCACCUCUCACGACCCUCUGAGUGAAGAAGUUUCCCCUCAUAUUCCCCUUAAAUUUCUCAUCUUUUACCUUUAACCAAUGGCUGCUCUACAAAGCCAUCUUGUGGGCAUUCUUCAAAUUCCUUCUUGAGGUCCAGCACCAUCAUGAUUUUCCAAUUUGCCUCCUAUUGAAAUGCCCCAUGAUUAUCAUAACAUUGCCCUUAUUACAUGCCUUUUCAAUCUCCCAUUGUAACUUGUAUCCCAUAUCCUGGCUACUGUUUGGAGGGCUCUAUAUAAUCCCCAUCAGGAUCUUUUUCUUCUUGCAGUUUCUUAACUCUACCCACAUGAAUUCUAUAUCUUCUGAUUGUAUGUCACUUUUUUCCCAAGGAUUUGAUUUUUUUUUAACCAACCAAGCUACCCCACCCCUUCUACCUUCUUGCCCGUCCUUUCAAUGCAGGAUGGAUCCUUGGAUGUUAAGUUCUCAACUAAGAUCUUCUUAGCCACAACUGAGUGAUGCCCACGUCUCUUAAAUGUGCUACGAGAUUAUCUAUCUUAUUCUGUAAAUCUCUGCAUUCAAAUAUAACACCUUUAGUCCCGUAUUCAUCACCCUUUUUGAUUUUGCCUACGUUGCACAUCAACUCAUCCCACUGACUGCAAUGUUGCCCUAUCAUCUACCUGUCCUUCCUCACUGACUCACUCCACAUUGCAUUACUUGUAUACCAAUUGCCCCAUCCUCAGACCUAUCACUCGUUUCCAUCCCACUGCUAAAUUAGUUUAAGCCAGGGGUUCCCAACCUGGGGUCCACGGGCACUUCAGUUAAUGGUAAGGAUCCACGGUAUUAAAAAGGUUGGGAACCCCUGGUAGAGCCUAACAGCUCUAGCAAACCUGCCUGCAAGGAAAUUAAUCCCCUUUGGGUGCAGGUGUAACCUGUCCUUUUUGUACAGGUCUACCUUCCCCAGAAGAGAUCCCAAUGAUCCAGAAAUCUGAAACUCUGCACUUGCACCACUUAGUCAGCUACUUAUUCAUCUAUACUAUAAUUCUCUUUCUGCCCCUUCUAGCACGUAGUAUUGGGAGUAAUCCAGAGAUCCUUGGAGAUCCUGCUCUUAUUCCUCUUGCCUAACUCCCUAUACUCACUACACAGGACCUCUUCUUUUCUAUCUAUCUCAUUGGUACCAAUGUGCAUCACAACCUCUGACUGCUCAUCCUCCCUCUUGAAAAUAUUCUGCAGCCACUCUGAGAUACUCUUGACCCCAGCACCUGGAAGAUAUCAAACCAUCCUGGCUUCUCUUUCGUGGCCACAGAAUCUGCUGUCCAUCCUCUUAACUAUCAAGUCUCCUGUUGUUCGGUUUGUGGCCGUAAAUAACACACUUGAGAGAUGGAGAGGUGAGGAACAAACAUGCAGCUGCUUUAUUUGCCCAGAAAGCCCUCUCACAUUAAGUUUAGUACAUAACACACAGGAAGCUCGACAGUAACCCAUAAGGGUCAAGAUGUGCAUGAAUCCAUUUAACUUAUUUUAAAUGUUUCUCCCCCUUCCCAUGAACAGUCCAGCUGCUGAACAGUUAACAUUUAAUGGAGUAAUCCUCAAAUUUAACCAACAACAAGAACAGUUUUUUUUCUAAACUAGGGAAGAACUGUUUCUACUCACAGACAUAAGCCUGGAUGUUAUUCUAGAGAUUCAAUCUGUCUGGAGGCUGCCUGAUCUUGUGAUGGUACUGAUGACGCAGGGAUGAAAUCAAAGUAAUUUUAUCUCUUGCUGGUAUAUGUAUAGAUCUUGGUUUGUGUACUGCAUUGUCAUUUGGGGGGGGGGCGGGUACCUAAGAAAGCACAGGGGAUGGGGAGCACUGGCUGUAUCAAUUGAUCUUGGUAGAGGUUCUGUAGUUGUCUCAGAAUCCUGUCCCAUCUCUACAUCUGGAUCUGGGUUGGUCAGUUUGUGCUGGUUUUCGGUAGCUUCAGAAGUGAUCAGCAUCCUUUCUCCAGAUGUUGUGGUUACUAGUUUCCACUGUGUACGACACAGGGCCAGUUUGUGCCAUCGCAGGUAUCCACUUUAUUCCAGAGAUGUAGUUCUGGACAAGUACUCUCUCCUGCUAUGAAACCUCUGCGCUUUGCUUUGGCAUGUCUCUUUGCUUGGGUGUUCUAGUCAUUAACACAAUCUGUUUUGUGUCUUGGGGUAUAAGCACAGACAUCCCACCCUGAAAAAACUCUUCUCAGGGAGGUAGCACCUCCACCUCCCGCAACCCCAUAUUCCCCCCCCGGUCAACCUCCAGAGGUGUAUGUAUACAGGACAUUUGAUUAUGAAAGAACACAACAAUUUAUUUGAUCACGUAUUGAAAUGCACGCACACACACAAUCCCCCCCCCCCCCCCCAUAUACCUUCCUUGUUGAGUAUCUUGUUGGCAGUCUCAAUGCUAAUAGCUAAUUGCAAACAGUGCAGCGAGCAACACUGUCAUUAUUUUUGACCCCUAUUAGGCAGGGGUACACUUUAGUCUGGGGUGAAGUACGCUUUAUAUAUUUUUUGGAACACUCUGCCAUGGCGUUGCAGGACACUAAACUGAACUGAUGGACAAUGAAAGAGAGGGAGGUCGACGGUAAAGGUCGCCCACAGAGAAAACUGAUAGGUCUGCUUAGCAUGAAGAGACCAAUCAGAAUGCUCUCCCUAUCACUCUCUUGCUACGACUAUCACUCGCUCUCUCUUUUUUGCCACUCCCUCCCCGCCCCCCCCCCCCCCCCACCCCCAUCGCCUGUUUAAGUCUUAAGUCUUUCAAGUCAACCUUGCCCCUUCAGGGGGUGAGAUACUGCAAUUUCUCCUUGUAAACUGUCUCUGACACCAGCAAUACUGAGCACUUGUGUCCACCUGCAUCCACACUUAGAUCCCAUCCAACUGCAGUAUUAGCCGAUAGCCAUCUUUGUGUCCUGAAAUAGAUUUUUUUUAAUGCAAAGCUUCUUCAACUUCAGAGUGAGAGUCAGUCUGUCCUCAGUAUGUUCUAUGUUUCUUUUUGUUUUUCCAAAAAUCAUUUUUACUUAUUUGUGCUUUUGGUCAACUGUCUUUUUACUUUUGCAGGCGCUUUCAGUAUGUUUCUUUUGUCAUAGUCAUACUUCCAAACAUUUUACCAUUUUUGAAUACAAUCAAGUUCCAGAAAAUUCAGUCUCAUCCACCUCUUUCUCUCUCUCUCUUCCUCUCAUUUGAUUUAUUUAACCAUCCCAUUUUCUCUCCACGGAUUCUUCAUUCACCUUGCUUCCUGUGACGUUUCUAGUGGCAUGCAGCGACUUCUUUUCACCCACCUACGUGACGCAGUGGUACACCGAGAGCUGCACACUGACUUUUCUUGUCGAAGGAAACACGAUAAAUAUGAUGUGAGGACUUGUCACCUCUUCACUAGUUGUUAUGGAAAGCCAGGUGGCUGUGAAUAACCCACGAGAGAUGGAGAGGUGAGGAACAAAUGUGCAGCUGUUUAUUUUGCUUUUAAAUCGGCUACCUGGGAUGCACUCACUUUAUGUUCAGUGCGUAGAAGCUUGACAGCUUAAAAUGUACAUGGGUACAUAACACCUAUCACUAUCGCUCUGCCUGACUUUACCCUUCCAUGCUGAGCCUCAGAGUGGCCAUAGUACCACUGGCCUGGCUGCUGCUGCUGUACUAUGAUGGGCCACUUCCUCCCCCCCUUCCCCUCUCCCCAGCAAUAUGAAAAGGGAUGUACUUUUUGCUGAGGAGAAUGGCCACCCACAGGGGAACCUGCCACUGACUGAUUACUACCUUUAAUUUUCCUGGUGGUCACCCAUCUACUCUCUGAAACCUGUGCUGUAGGUGUGACUACCUCAGGAAAAAGUCUCGUCUGUGAAGUUUUCAGCCUCCCGGGUGGUCCCAAAUGCAUCCAGCUUCAGUUCCUUGACCUUGUCAGCCAGGAGCUGAAAUUGGGUGCACUUCCUGUAGAUGCAGUCAUCAGGGAGACCGCUAGAUACCCUGAAAUCCCACAUCUCACAGGUGUAUUCUACUGCCUACCCUUGUUAUACCUCUAACUUCAGUUCCAGCUUGCGCCUGUUGAGCCAAAGCCUGACAACUCCAACACAGUCCACGCCUAUAACAGUUGCUCUGUGUAAACUGUGCUACUUUUUAUCGGCCCUUGCUAGGUUACUAAUAACCCAAGCAAUCUUCCACUCCACUGACAAGUCCACAAAGAACUGUCUCCAACUCACUCAGUGAUCUCCCAUUAAAUAAUAAUUAUUUAGUUAAUAAUUAGUCAUUUUCAAUCUGCAAGAUGUCUUUGUUGGGAUCCAGUUCUGAAAGUAGACAUUGGAUAAUAUAUUCUUAUAUUAACCGUAUACAUCAGAAGAGUUUUUUAGUUGAACAAGCAUCAAGGAUUGAAGUUUGUAAAAAAAAAAAAUUACAUUUGUCCCAGUUGUUAGCAAAUUGAACACUAAUUUUUAUGUAUCCAUUCCCACCAAUUUUUUGGUUUACUACAUAAAUUUAUCUACACAUGAGAUUUUGGUAUAUUUCAAUAACAAAUUAGUUUCAAAUUCAGGUAGGACAUUGUUGUUAGCCUUUUGCAAAUGUGUUAUAAUCAUCAUUUAUUGAAGGCUUGGUGAUGAGCUAAGUGUGCCAGUAAUGUAAUGGCAAUAGGGCAGUCAGUCUUUGUGUCAUUCCUGCCUCUUAAUUUUAUCUAAAAUGCUAGUCUUUUGGAUUCCUCUUUAUCCCAUCCCUUUUUCUCCAUCCCUUCUAUCCAUGUCUCUGCACCUGUCUUUUCACCACCACCACCUGCCUCUCUUUUAUUACUGUUUUAUUUUAUUGUUAUUUUUUUAAAAUAGCUGUAAAUAAUUUUACAUAAUUUUGACUAACAAGGUGGCUCUAUUUAAUUCUGAAGCACAUCCUAGUUGACUUCAGGACUGAAAGUUCAUUUGCUUUGGCAUUCCAAUAUCUGGAACAAAUAAGGCUAUUUUGUGGUUGUUUUGAUUUCUCCCCUAUGGGAAAGUCUGGUGUUUAUCUGUUGCUACCUCGUUUGCUGCAGCCUGGUCCAAAAUCUAUUUGGAAGAAAUUCAGGCUCAAGCAUACAUCCUAUAAUUACUUUUUACUAAAUUGAGUUAGUUUCCUGGUCUGUACUGAGCAAAGUAGUUCUUGGCCAGUCUUCUCUUUACUACUACAAUUCGUGUGGGAUGUGUUGAACAAAUAUUUCUGUGUGAAAAUUUAAAGAAAAAUUGCAGAUGCUGGAAAUCUGAAAUAAAAGCAGGCAACACUGGAAACCCUCAGUCGGUCAGGCAACAGCUGCUGAUCAUUUCAGGUCUAAGCCCCAUCAUCAGAACCUCAAUGGAGGGCCUUUGACCUGAAAAGUUAACUUUUUUCCCCCUCACAAUGCUGUCUGGUCUACUGAGUGUUUCCGGCAUUUUGUUUAUAUUUCAAUAUGUUAUAAUUAUGUGUAACUCAUUUGAAAUGAUUAUCUGUUUUAAUAUUUGAUCACUUCAUUGCGAAUACUUUCUGCUUACCUCUAAGGCCAAAUAAAUUAAUUUCAAUAUGU